CUCUCUCUUUCUUUCUUUCUUUGUUUCUCUCUCCUCUCACACACACAAACACCAAAAGCACAUACUAGUUCUCUCUUCUUCGAUACUGGCUCAAGGUAUUCCCGCCUCUCGACACAACAAUUCCUAAACCCUAGCUUUCUCUCUCUGUCUCUAUCUCUUUCUCCUUCAAUUUUUUUUUUUCAAUAAUCCUUGUUACUUCUGGAAAAAGAUUGGGUCUUUUAAAGGUUUGAAUACAUGUCCGUCAAUCAAUCGAAGGGUGACAAGAACGAGCCGCAGCAGUACAGAAGAGUAGGUCGAUCCGGUAACUCAUCCUUGCCAAGGAACUACUCCGGUGGUGGUGGGAAGGGCGGCGGCGGCGGCGGAGGAGGAAGUAACACCGCCCCACCAUCCUCCUCCUCUUAUUCUUCGCAGAGAAGCUUUAAGAAGACGAAUAAUCAUGCUCAAGGAGUACAACCUAGGGUAAACACCCCGAUUACAAAUUCAAAUUUGGAUUUGUCGAAUUCUUCUACUCCCGGUGGCGCUAGUGUAACCAAUGGCGCACAUUUACAACCGCCGGCACGAGGUGCAACUGGUGCUCCAUCUACAGGAGCUACUCCAAAGCCAUCUGAAACACCAAUUCAGAAGAACACCCCAGGCCUCCCAAAGGCUCCUCCACAGGGUAACACAGCUGUUCCCAGUUCUGAUGUUACUGGACCUUCAACUCCAACAAAAGGGCCUGCAGAUGCUUCUAGGGCAUUUCAACUUCAAUUUGGAUCAAUCAGUCCUGGUAUCAUGAAUGUAAUGCAGAUACCUGCUCGAACUAGCUCUGCCCCACCAAAUUUUGAUGAACAGAAACAAGCUCAAGCUCGUGUUGAUUCCUUAAAAGCUAAUAAACUUCCAACUCCAUCAAUCCCAAAACAAAGAAAAGAUGAUGUUUCUGUUUCUGUUUCUGUUGUUCAAGGUAAUGCCCCUGAGAUUCAUCAUUCUAUUCCAAAACCUAAAAAAGAUAACCAAACUUUAUCUACCCAUUCUACCCCUCAAAAGCUAUCUGGGCCACCAAUCCCUGGUGUUUCAAUGCAAAUGCCAUUUCACCAUUCCCCAAUACACGUCCCUUACCCUACUCCAAAUCCCCAAAUGCAAUCACAAGGAAUGCCAAAUAUCCCCCUCCCAAUGCCCUUACCAAUGGGGAAUCCACCACAACAAGUAUUCGUGACACAUCAUCCAAUGCAGCCACAAGGGAUCAUCCAUCAAGGUCAAGGUAUCAACUUUUCUUCUCCACAGAUGCCACCUCAGCUUGCCAACAUGGCAAUUGGUGUUGGACAACAUUACCAGUCACCACCACCACCACCCACCGGAAAACUGGGUGGUCACCGGAAAACCGUGAAAAUCACUCACCCUGACACUCAUGAAGAGCUUAGACUUGAUAAAGGGUCAACAACCCCUAGGCCCCACCUCCCUCAUGGGUCCCAGCCUCUUCCUUCUUUUCCACCUGGACACCCCAUGAAUUUCUAUUCUAACUCUUUUAACCCUAACCCUAUUUUCUUCCAACCACCUAAUAAUUCACAAACACAAACAAAUAGUGGAUCUCAGCCACCUAGGUUUUAUAAUCAGGUGACAGUGAAACCAGCUGCUAAUGUUGUAGUACAUGAAAAGGUUAGUGUUAGUGAGUCAUCUUUGUUAGGUAGUGUCCCUGUUAAUGACAAAAAUGACAAAAAUGACCUCCCCAAAAGAAGUGAAAGAACACAUGUGGAACCUGAAGUUAAACUAUCUAAUGCCACUUUUGGCUCUUCCCAAUCUGAGAAUUCAACAAAUUCGGUUUCUUCUGUUGAGGAUUUGGCCCCACUUGUUAAAGAUGAACAGAUAAAGCCAGAAAAGAAGAUAGGUGAACAGUUGGAUACUCUUUCAAGCUCUUCUUCAGAAGCCUUAAAGUCAACUCCUGUAAUUGAAGUCAACGAGGAGGUUUCAGAAACCACCAAUAAAGUGGUGGCUGUGGAUGUUGCCGCCAAUGCUACUGGCGGGUUUUUAGGUGGUAGUGGUGAAGAAGGGGUAAAAUCCAGUGAGACAAAUCUUGAAAUUUCCCUUGAAAAUCAAGAACCAAAGGUGGAAUCUUUGGAGUCAAAAGAACAAGAAAAAGAUUCGAUUUUUCCCACCAAUGAGCCUGAGGACACUAAAAUCAAUGAUGAUCAAAUCUUGAAAUCAGAUAUUCAAGUUGAUAUUUCCGUUUCUACCCCUGAAGAGGAUAUGGGGAAGAGUGGAAACUCAGUGCCUUCAAUGGCUCCAUCUUUACCCGAUUCCACAAAGACCAAGGGCAAUACGGGUAUUACAAAUACAAACACUAACACAUCUAAAUCAAAAAAGAAAAGAAGGGAUAUUUUGAAAUUUGCAGAUGCUCAAGGGACAACUUCUGAUCUUUACAUGGCAUACAAAGGUCCAGAAGAAAAGAAAGAAACCCCAUGUUUUGAAACCCUAGAAGCCUCUUCAACACCUCAAAAUCAAGAUAUUGAUGAAAAAGAAAAACAUGUCAACAAAUUCGAACCUGAUGAUUGGGAAGAUGCUGCGGACAUUUCUACCCCUAAGCUUGAAACAAUUGAAAAUGAAGGAUUAUCCAAAAAGUAUUCAAGAGAUUUCUUACUAAAAUUCUCUGAACAAUGUAAUGAACUCCCUCUAGGGUUUGAACUCACACCCGAUAUAGCCGAAGCGGUGAUGUCAAAUCUUGCUGCCCGAGAACCUCGGGCAGCUGCCCGGACGCUUGACCGCCGCCCGAGUAAUGUCGGGCAUGAUGACCGGUGGAAUAAACAAGGGCAAAUGGGGAUGAACUUCACCGGAAAUGUCCCGGGAUUUAGGCCGGUUCAUGGCGGUGUUUUGAGAAACCCGCGGGCUCAACCGGUGUUUUCCGGCGGGAUCUUGGCGGGCCCGUUGCAGUCGCCAGGUGUCAUGCAAAGGAACAACUCAGAUUCGGACAGGUGGCAGCGUGUGAGUGGGAAUCAAAGAGGGUUAAUCCCGUCUCCAAACACUCCAAUGCAAGUGAUGCAUAAAGCUGAGAGAAAAUACGAAGUGGGAAAAGUAACAGAUGAAGAACAAGCAAAACAAAGACAAUUAAAGGGAAUUUUGAACAAAUUAACACCUCAAAACUUCGAGAAGCUUUUUGAACAAGUCAAACAAGUCAACAUUGAUAAUGCGAACACUUUAUCCGGUGUAAUUAAUCAGAUUUUUGAUAAAGCAUUAAUGGAGCCCACUUUUUGCGAAAUGUACGCUAACUUUUGUUCAAGGCUUUCUGUCGAAUUACCGGAUUUUAGUGAAGAUAAUGAGAAAAUCACUUUUAAAAGAUUACUUUUGAAUAAAUGUCAAGAGGAAUUUGAACGAGGUGAACGUGAAGAACAAGAGGCGAAUAGAACUGAAGAAGAAGGUGAAGUGAAACAAACUGAAGAGGAGAGAGAAGAGAAGAGAGUGAAAGCGAGAAGACGGAUGUUGGGGAAUAUAAGAUUAAUCGGUGAAUUAUAUAAAAAAAAAAUGUUGACUGAAAGAAUAAUGCACGAAUGUAUAAAGAAGCUAUUAGGUCAAUACCAAAGUCAAAAUCAGAAUCCCGAUGAAGAAGAUAUCGAAUCAUUAUGCAAAUUAAUGAGCACAAUUGGAGUAAUGAUAGAUCAUCCACGUGCUAAAGAACACAUCGACGUGUAUUUUGACACAAUGUUGAGAUUAUCAAACAACAUGAAACUUUCUUCACGUGUCAGAUUCAUGUUAAAAGACGUAAUUGAUUUAAGAAAAAACAAAUGGCAACAAAGAAGAAAAAUCGAAGGCCCAAAAAAAAUCGAUGAAGUACACCGAGACGCAGCCCAAGAACGACACGUCCAGUCGACCCGUUUGGCCCGCGGGCCGAGUUUCAACUCUUCCACCCGCCGGGUCGGACCCGGUCCGGGUCAGAAUCCGGGUCAACACCCGGGUCAAGGCCAUUUGUUACCAUCUCCGAAUUCGGGUUUUCGCGGGAUGGGUCCGGGUCGCGGGUAUAACCAAGAUGCGAGAUUUGAUUUUGAAAACCGGACUUUGUCGAUUCCGUUGAGACCGAUGAGUGAAAAUGACGGAAUUACCCUUGGCCCACAAGGUGGGUUAGCUAGAGGGAUGUCGGUUAGGGGUCACCCUAACCACCACCACCAACCCGAACCGAGUCCAAGUCUGAGUCCGCGGGUCCCGGUUGGUCCGAACGGGUCGAGUCAACCGGGUUAUGACUCGCCUUCGGCUCGAGUGUGGGUCCCGGCUCCGGUUCAAGAUAAGAUGUGGCCGGAAGAACGGUUACGUGAUAUGUCAAUGGAGGCGAUUAAAGAGUUUUAUAGUGCGAGAGAUGAGAAGGAAGUGGCAAUGUGUAUUAAGGAAUUGAAUGCACCGAGUUUUUACCCAUCGAUGAUAUCGAUUUGGGUGAAUGAUUCUUUCGAGAGGAAAGAAGUGGAUCGGGAUUCACUUGCUAAGCUUCUUGUGAAUCUUGGAAAAUCUCAAGAUGGAAUACUAAAUCAAGACUCACUUGUUCGAGGAUUGGAAUCGGUUCUUGGAGCAUUAGAAGACUCGGUGAAUGAUGCACCGAAAGCAGCGGAAUAUCUUGGGAGGAUAAUCGGGAGAUUGGUGAUGGGAAAUGUGGUCCCGUAUAAGGAGGUGUGGCGGCUGAUAUACGAAGGGGGGGAGGAGCCAGGGCGGCUGGUGGAGGUGGGACUGGCGGCGGAGGUGGUGGGGGUGAUUUUGGAGAUGAUUGAAUUGGAAAAAGGGAAUCAGUUUUUGAAUGGGAUCCGGAAAGAGUCUAAUCUUCGUGUGGAGGAGUUUCGGCCUUCAAAUAGUAAAAAAGCGUUGAGAUUAGAUAAGUUUGUUUAGAGGGAGUGAUAUUGAUGCUUGUUGAAUCUUUGGUUAGAAAAAACAAAAAUGGAAGUGGUUUAGUGUCGAGGGUUGGAUAGGAAGAAUUAUAUAUGUUUUGGGGGGUUUUCUGAUCCUUUUUUUUUAUUAUUAUUCUAUAUUUGUUAACUUGAGAAAGAUUAUUAUCU
Lactuca virosa is the source of this 5000-nucleotide messenger RNA. Lineage: Eukaryota; Viridiplantae; Streptophyta; Magnoliopsida; Asterales; Asteraceae. The record is from the annotation of a GenBank genome assembly.